Messenger RNA from Schistocerca cancellata (South American locust), 4204 nucleotides. RefSeq lists its product as uncharacterized. Gene Ontology annotation, molecular function: protein kinase binding. Gene Ontology annotation, biological process: neuromuscular junction development; positive regulation of protein tyrosine kinase activity. The transcript is spliced from 15 exons. The record is from RefSeq and is a predicted model, not a curated record. Bases 104 to 3841 code for a protein of 1245 amino acids. Lineage: Eukaryota; Metazoa; Arthropoda; Insecta; Orthoptera; Acrididae.
GCCGCGCAGUGCAUGCCGAAACUAGCCAUUGUGCGUCGGUGCGUGUGUGACGCGCGUGGGACGCCACGUCGUAGUCGGAGAGCACGUGCCGCGAGCGCUCGGCAUGGUCGACAGCAACACCGUCAUCGAAGGCACCGUCAAGUUCCGAGAUGGCAAAAAGUGGAAGUCCCGCUGGUGUGUGAUGAGGAAGCUGUCCCCAGUCGCAGACUGUCUGCACCUGCAGCUGUACCGCGACAGCAAGGAGAGAUACAAACAGGGCCAGACGAAGGCCUCUCUGUCGCUGCAACAUUUCCUCGCUAUUGAGACAGGGUUCACUUUAGACAAAGAAUCGAAUACGAUAGCAAUAAUUUGUCAAGACGUAACUGUAAUUCUGGCGUUCGAUACAAGAGAGAGGUUAAUGCAAUGGCAGGUGAAGAUAUCCAGCAACUUAGGAGAAGACGUGCAGUUCCUCAUCCAGAUGUCGUCGGCGCCUCCACGAGCCAAGAUCGCCGCUGGACCCGCGCGCCUUCACGUCCAGGAGCAGCGCUUCUGCCUCACUUCUGGCGUUCCUCCGAGGCUACUUGGCUUCUGGGACAUCAGCCAGCUCAGGCGCUAUGGCGUGGUGGAGGGCAGGUUCGUGUUUGAGGGUGGCUCCCGCUGCGGGAAAGGCGAGGGAGUGCACGUGUGCGUCACGGAUCAGGGCGACGAGAUCACCAGGACCUUCCAGAUGGCGGCGCAGGGCAAGGUGGCCACCAGGAGGAGGCCGCGGAACGUCUCCGCACCCAAGGAGCGGUCGCGGUUCAGCUGUUACGUGGGCACGGACGCGGCGAGCAGUCCGCGCCGCCACCGCCAGCCCACCGACGUCAUCAGCGCCGAGGCUCUGCAGCAGCGCCUGCUGGCUGCAGAGGGCGCCGCCGCGCCGCCCAACGGCAGCGCCGCCUGCUGCGGCCUCUGCCAGCACGACGCCUGCGCUCUCUCCCGCCAGCCCAGCACCGAGAACCUCGUCUGCCACUGCAGUGGUUUUUCGGCGCUUGCAGCUAUGGGCCUGGACCGGUGCGUGAGCUGCAUGAGCAAGCUGGGCGCCAUGUCGCGCUCGUCGACGGCGACCACCUACCCCAACACGCCGGCGCAGCCCUUCAGCCCCGCCUGGACCAUGGAGCCGCCCGCCGAGCUGGAAGAGCCGCUGCCGCUGCAGCAGCAGCCGCCCCCGCCGGCUCCGGGCAGCAGCCAGUCCGAGUACUGUGUGCCGCGGCAGCGCCUCCUCAGCCCCACAUCCUCCUCCAGUACAGCCCCCACCUCUGCGGCUGCGCCUACUGCCAGCGGUCAAGCCACCGCAGGAGGCCACCCUCCCCAGCCUCCUUGCAGGUGCUGCCAGUGCUGCCCUCCGAAGACGACGGACGGCGGCGACCGCGCGGACUCGCCGCCCGGCGGCUGCAAGGCGCGCCUGCGGCCGCUGCCGCUGGUGGCGACGCACCUGCCGCAGCAGCCGGCGCGCCGCCAGUGCAGCUGCUCCGUCCUGCGGACCACCGUCGCCGUCAUCGAGCACCACUCGGCCGCCGCCGACCCCUCGGCGCUCUACGACACGCCCAAGGCGCUGCUUCCCGGGCCGCCGCUCAGGGACGACGCAGGGGAGACGUACGACACGCCGCGACAGGUGCGGGAGCGCCUGGCCAUGGCCGACCACUACGACGUGCCGGCGUCGGCGCGUCCCGCCAGCUGCCCCUGCCACCGCGUGCUGUCCUGGGUGCGGCUGCCCUACUGCCGCAGGGGCAGCGGCGUCGACCACUCGGCCACCCAGGUACCCAUCACUAGGGUACCACUCAGCGGUCAGGGAAAGAUGCCAGUCGUCAAUCAACGAGGGGAAAUAGCGAUCUACGCAACGGUCGACAAGUCUAAAAAGACGAAUAAGCGCCUCCGAGAAGCGGCCGUCAACUCGACGACGCAAGAUGGAGUCGCACCUGCUGCAUUACCCACGGCCGAACAACAGGCUUCAAAGGCUGACCCUGAUGUCAACAAUUACGUCAACGUCGACGGGGGCGUUUGUCAAGAAGACAAUACCGAUGGCAACAGUACGGUUCCCAGUUUUGACGCCACUAAUUACGAGAACAUCGACUUCGCCCAGUCGCUUGAGUACUACGAGAAUUCUCGGGAUAUCCUGUCGAAGGUUUCAUUGGUUGCUCAGAGCGGCGACCAGAAUUCCAGUGACAGUGCGCUUGAUGAUGGUAUUCGAAAUGGUUUGACUUCCUCAGGGGAAGGUGUGGUGACGUUCUGUGCGAAAUGUGGUCACGAGUGCCCCGACACUAUUGCCGACCACCCUGACAGUCAGAACGGUAGCAACGUGAAUCCCAGUGCUUCUCUAGCUACGUGUGAAGGAAAAGUUGCGAAACCCGACGUCGAAGACGAUUACUUGAUGAUGGAGCCGACGAAGAACGGGCGUGCGGGAGAAAGUGGGAACACCUUGGAGGCGGUCAGCGGUACGACGAAUGGCAGCUUCCCGGGUUACCUCCCCAUGUCCCCUAUCACGAGUGUCAACUCGUCCAGCAACAAGAUAGAGACACUGAAACUGCAGGUGGACCACAAUUCCUUAAACUGCCCGUCGGUUGAGAAGUCUGUGAGCGUUCCCAGCCUGCUGACCGGUGAAAUGGAGAGGUGUGUCAGGAGGUGCGACUUCUCGUGCCAGCGGGUGGUGUGCGGCUCUACGGUGACGGUGGUCCACCACCAACAGGUGUUCCACCAGCACCAACACUACAACGGCGACAGCCUGCGGCGGCACCUGCUGACGCCCGGCGAGGAGGCGCGGCACCGCGGCAGCUUCGCCUACAGGAAGCGCUCCAGCUCGGCGGAUUCGUCGAGGUACCUGGACGAGUUCGACGAGCGCGACGGCGGCGAGCACGACCGGCCCAUCUCGACGUCGCAGUCCAACUUCUGCAUCCCGGCUGCCCAGGACGAGCCGUCGCAGACGCCGCCCGUCCCGCCGAAGAGCAGUGCGCUGACGAAGCAGACCGCGAGUGUGGUGUGUGGUGACAGCUCGAAAGCGGAGGGUGUAGUGUCGCCGUUGAGUGGCGUAGUGAACGUGACCAGUGAGCAGGAAGUGUUACCUAAAGUGCACAGUGCGAAGCGCGAGUCCCGGGUAGUUGUGGAACCGGCUGUCGAGGUUACCGAGUGCAGCACGAUGGAGUCUGCGGACAGCCCAGCAGCGGAGUUGGACGCACCAGCGGUGGCGGUGCCGGCGGUGGGGCUGGCGCCCCGCGUGCGUCGCUCGUCCAGCCUGGCGCAGGCGGCGGGCAACCGCGACUCGUCCAGCUCGAGCGACUCCGGCGUGUCGACGUGCUCGUCGCUGCUGCUGGUGCGGCCCGCGGCGGCCGCCACCACGACGGCGGCGCGCGACUUCGAGCUGCCGCUGACGACGGCGCUGUCGAGCCGCAAGCACCAGCAGCAGCGCCUGCUCGACCAGCUGGACGGCGAGGCCUGUCUGCACGCCUCGCUGCCGCGACGCUCCAAGUCGGUCGACCCGAUGCGCGACAUCUCCUUCCAGUUCCACCGGGACAGGGCCCGGGACGCGCCCAAGUCCACCUCCGCCGAGGCCGAAGUGCCCGUCUGCCUCAAGAACAGAGGUUUCCAGAGCCCCGGCGGAGACAGCGCCAUCGUGGUGCCGUACCCAGACUCCCGCUCGACCAGCAGCGGUACCUCAGACAUGUCCGACUACAUCGAGACGCUCUCCUUGUCUUCGCACAGCUCUUCCGACGUCACGGAGUCAAUUAGGCUGGGAAGGCAGGCGACGACGAUGCUGCGGCCGCGCUCGGGGAAGGAGUACCAACCCAUCAACCAGUCCAUCCUGGAGAGGGACGUCGCGCUCAACUAGGAGGCCCCACCACCACAUCUUGCUCAACGACAGCCGAACCGUCUUCUCGCAAUAACUACGCUCUACUCGCCAGUUUUAUAGCAUGGAACCGCUUACUCUCGCAAUAAUCUGAUGAGACCUGCAUUUGUACUAGUCUACUUUGCGAACGGCUUCGGCUGUACCUCGAAGUCGUUCGCGACAACUCCGAUAAGACUGUCAAAACUACAAAAAAUAAUUUCUUCCAUUUUAUUUUCAUUGUAUGCAUAAUGUAAAGUGUGAAUAUAAUGUAAUUCCUUCUACUACGUAACGUGUAUAAAGAAAGUCAUUUUUCUUCAUGUGAUAAGCCAUUUUCAACUCGUGUCAGAUAUUUAAUCAGGACACACU